AUGGCCGAAUUGGAAUUACAUGAUAAAUCUUCACAGAUAUGGAACUUAGACGAAACGAGUUUUUGCAAAGACCCCAGUAAAACCAAAGUAGUGGGUUUGAAAGGAUAUGCUUCUACUAGAACUAUUGCAUCACCUGGCAAAAGCAACACUACGGUUUUACUGGGAAUUAGUGCCGCUGGAGACAAAACUCCCCCACUAAUUGUUUAUAAAGGGAAAGACAUUUGGGACCAGUGGAUGACUAAGGAUGACUAUCCUGGGACUAGUGAAAGUGAUGCUGACUUAGAACUAAUGGAUGAAAGUGAUCUAGAAAAUUUAGAAGAUAUGUUAGAUAAUAAGGAAAAGGAUCUAGAAAACUACAAAGAAAUUUUAGAUGAUGUGGAAAAUUAUCAAAAUGACGAUUUACAAACAGAAACAAAUAAUUCGGAUGAUUAUGAUGAUCUGCCCACCAGUACUGUUGUUACAGGACAAUGGGUUUUGGUCAACAAAAUCAAGCUUAAAACAUUAUGUCGGAAUAGUUUCAAGUGUAAACCAUGA
This is a messenger RNA of Parnassius apollo (apollo), 534 nucleotides long. Lineage: Eukaryota; Metazoa; Arthropoda; Insecta; Lepidoptera; Papilionidae. The record is from the annotation of a GenBank genome assembly.